Messenger RNA from Knipowitschia caucasica, 3765 nucleotides. The record is from the annotation of a GenBank genome assembly. Lineage: Eukaryota; Metazoa; Chordata; Actinopteri; Gobiiformes; Gobiidae.
AUGUGUCAAAGACUCAGAGGAGAGAGGAGGACACAGAGGAGAGAGGAGGACACAGAGGAGAGAGGAGGACACAGAGGAGAGAGGAAGCUACAGAGGAGAGAGGAGGACACAGAGGAGAGAGGAGGACACAGAGGAGAGAGGAGGACACAGAGGAGAGAGGAGGACACAGAGGAGAGAGGAAGCUACAGAGGAGAGAGGAAGACACAGAGGAGAGAGGAAGCUACAGAGGAGAGAGGAGGACACAGAGGAGAGAGGAGGACACAGAGGAGAGAGGAGGACACAGAGGAGAGAGGAGGACACAGAGGAGAGAGGAGGACACAGAGGAGAGAGGAAGCUACAGAGGAGAGAGGAAGACACAGAGGAGAGAGGAAGACACAGAGGAGAGAGGAAGCUACAGAGGAGAGAGGAGGACACAGAGGAGAGAGGAGGACACAGAGAAGAGAGGAGGACACAGAGGAGAGAGGAGGACACAGAGGAGAGAGGAGGACACAGAGGAGAGAGGAAGACACAGAGGAGAGAGGAGGACUCAGAGGAGAGAGGAGGACACAGAGGAGAGAGGAGGACACAGAGGAGAGAGGAAGACACAGAGGAGAGAGGAGGACACAGAGGAGAGAGGAAGCUACAGAGGAGAGAGGAGGACACAGAGGAGAGAGGAGGACACAGAGGAGAGAGGAAGACACAGAGGAGAGAGGAGGACACAGAGGAGAGAGGAGGGCACAGAGGAGAGAGGAGGACACAGAGGAGAGAGUAGGACACAGAGGAGAGAGGAAGCUACAGAGGAGAGAGGAGGACACAGAGGAGAGAGGAGGACACAGAGGAGAGAGGAGGACACAGAGGAGAGAGGAGGACACAGAGGAGAGAGGAAGCUACAGAGGAGAGAGGAGGACACAGAGGAGAGAGGAGGACAUAGAGGAGAGAGGAGGUCAAAGAGGAGAGAGGAGGACACAGAGGAGAGAGGAGGACACAGAGGAGAGAGGAAGACACAGAGGAGAGAGGAAGACACAGAGGAGAGAGGAAGCUACAGAGGAGAGAGGAGGACACAGAGGAGAGAGGAGGACACAGAGGAGAGAGGAGGACACAGAGGAGAGAGGAGGACACAGAGGAGAGAGGAGGACACAGAGGAGAGAGGAGGACACAGAGGAGAGAGGAGGACACAGAGGAGAGAGGAGGACACAGAGGAGAGAGGAGGACACAGAGGAGAGAGGAAGCUACAGAGGAGAGAGGAGGUCAAAGAGGAGAGUGGAGGACAAAGAGGAGAGAGGAGGACACAGAGGAGAGAGGAGGACACAGAGGAGAGAGGAAGACACAGAGGAGAGAGGAGAACACAGAGGAGAGAGGAGGCCACAGAGGAGAGAGGAGGCCACAGAGGAGAGAGAAGGACACAGAGGAGAGAGGAAGACACAGAGGAGAGAGGAGGACACAGAGGAGAGAGGAGGACACAGAGGAGAGAGGAAGCUACAGAGGAGAGAGGAAGACACAGAGGAGAGAGGAAGACACAGAGGAGAGAGGAAGCUACAGAGGAGAGAGGAGGACACAGAGGAGAGAGGAGGACACAGAGGAGAGAGGAGGGCACAGAGGAGAGAGGAAGCUACAGAGGAGAGAGGACGACACAGAGGAGAGAGGAGGACACAGAGGAGAGAGGAAGACACAGAGGAGAGAGGAGGACACAGAGGAGAGAGGAAGACACAGAGGAGAGAGGAGGACACAGAGGAGAGAGGAGGACACAGAGGAGAGAGGAGGACACAGAGGAGAGAGGAGGGAACAGAGGAGAGAGGAGGACACAGAGGAGAGAGGAAGACACAGAGGAGAGAGGAGGACACAGAGGAGAGAGGAGGACAAAGAGGAGAGAGGAAGACACAGAGGAGAGAGGAGGACACAGAGGAGAGAGGAGGACACAGAGGAGAGAGGAGGACACAGAGGAGAGAGGAAGCUACAGAGGAGAGAGGAGGACACAGAGGAGAGAGGAGGACACAGAGGAGAGAGGAAGACACAGAGGAGAGAGGAGGACACAGAGGAGAGAGGAAGACACAGAGGAGAGAGGAAGCUACAGAGGAGAGAGGAGGACACAGAGGAGAGAGGAGGACACAGAGGAGAGAGGAGGGAACAGAGGAGAGAGGAGGACACAGAGGAGAGAGGAAGACACAGAGGAGAGAGGAGGACACAGAGGAGAGAGGAGGACAAAGAGGAGAGAGGAAGACACAGAGGAGAGAGGAGGACACAGAGGAGAGAGGAAGACACAGAGGAGAGAGGAGGACACAGAGGAGAGAGGAAGCUACAGAGGAGAGAGGAGGACACAGAGGAGAGAGGAGGACACAGAGGAGAGAGGAGGACACAGAGGAGAGAGGAGGACACAGAGGAGAGAGGAGGGAACAGAGGAGAGAGGAGGACUCAGAGGAGAGAGGAGGACUCAGAGGAGAGAGGAAGACACAGAGGAGAGAGGAGGACACAGAGGAGAGAGGAGGACACAGAGGAGAGAGGAGGACACAGAGGAGAGAGGAAGACACAGAGGAGAGAGGAGGACACAGAGGAGAGAGGAGGACACAGAGGAGAGAGGAAGACACAGAGGAGAGAGGAGGACACAGAGGAGAGAGGAAGCUACAGAGGAGAGAGGAGGACACAGAGGAGAGAGGAAGCUACAGAGGAGAGAGGAGGACACAGAGGAGAGAGGAGGACACAGAGGAGAGAGGAGGACACAGAGGAGAGAGGAGGGAACAGAGGAGAGAGGAGGACUCAGAGGAGAGAGGAGGACACAGAGGAGAGAGGAAGACACAGAGGAGAGAGGAGGACACAGAGGAGAGAGGAGGACACAGAGGAGAGAGGAGGACACAGAGGAGAGAGGAAGACACAGAGGAGAGAGGAGGACACAGAGGAGAGAGGAGGACACAGAGGAGAGAGGAAGACACAGAGGAGAGAGGAGGACACAGAGGAGAGAGGAAGCUACAGAGGAGAGAGGAAGACACAGAGGAGAGAGGAAGACACAGAGGAGAGAGGAGGACACAGAGGAGAGAGGAAGACACAGAGGAGAGAGGAGGACACAGAGGAGAGAGGAGGACACAGAGGAGAGAGGAGGACACAGAGGAGAGAGGAGGACACAGAGGAGAGAGGAAGCUACAGAGGAGAGAGGAAGACACAGAGGAGAGAGGAGGACACAGAGGAGAGAGGAGGUCAAAGAGGAGAGUGGAGGACAAAGAGGAGAGAGGAGGACACAGAGGAGAGAGGAGGACACAGAGGAGAGAGGAGGACACAGAGGAGAGAGGAGGACACAGAGGAGAGAGGAGGACACAGAGGAGAGAGGAGGACACAGAGGAGAGAGGAGGACACAGAGGAGAGAGGAAGCUACAGAGGAGAGAGGAGGACACAGAGGAGAGAGGAGGACACAGAGGAGAGAGGAGGACACAGAGGAGAGAGGAAGACACAGAGGAGAGAGGAGGACAAAGAGGAGAGAGGAAGACACAGAGGAGAGAGGAGGACACAGAGGAGAGAGGAGGACACAGAGGAGAGAGGAAGACACUGAGGAGAGAGGAGGACACAGGAGAGAGGAAGACACAGAGGAGAGAGGAGGACACAGAGGAGAGAGGAGGACACAGAGGAGAGAGGAGGACACAGAGGAGAGAGGAGGACACAGAGGAGAGAGGAAGACACAGAGGAGAGAGGAGGACUCAGAGGAGAAAGGAGGACACAGAGGAGAGAGGAGGACACAGAGGAGAGAGGAGGACACAGAGGAGAGAGGAAGACACAGAGGAGAGAGGAGGACACAGAGGUUGA